This is a messenger RNA of Cynara cardunculus var. scolymus (artichoke), 1604 nucleotides long. Its product is annotated as ent-kaurenoic acid oxidase 1-like. NCBI's taxonomy places the organism in Eukaryota, Viridiplantae, Streptophyta, Magnoliopsida, Asterales, Asteraceae. Gene Ontology annotation, biological process: brassinosteroid homeostasis; multicellular organism development; brassinosteroid biosynthetic process. The record is from RefSeq and is a predicted model, not a curated record. The transcript is spliced from 7 exons. Gene Ontology annotation, cellular component: endoplasmic reticulum. Gene Ontology annotation, molecular function: ent-kaurenoic acid monooxygenase activity; heme binding; iron ion binding. The coding region runs from base 1 to 1482 and encodes 493 amino acids.
AUGGGGUUUGAAGAAGUGGGAGGGAUGAGUUACUAUGUGGGAAUUUUGUUGGGAUUAGUGUUGGUUCUGAAAUGGGUUUUGAAGAGUGUGAAUUCGUGGAUGUACGAGAGUGGUUUGGAGAAGAAGACUCGAGAGAGGCUGCCACCAGGUGAUAUGGGGUGGCCGUUCAUCGGCAACAUGUGGGCUUUCCUCAGAGCUUUCAAAUCCACCAAUCCUGAUGCUUUCAUGUCCGAUAUAGUUCGAAGAUAUGGAACCGAGGGAGUAUACAAGUCAUUUAUGUUCGGUAGCCCUAGCAUCAUUGUCACCACUCCCGAAGGAUGUCGAAAAGUGUUGACGGACGACGAUGCAUUCAAGCCAGGGUGGCCAGUUGCCACAGAGGAACUCAUUGGAAAAAAAUCGUUUGUUGGAAUUUCAUACGAAGAGCACAAAAGGCUUCGUAAGUUGACUGCAGCACCAAUCAACGGUCACGAAGCCUUGUCUAUAUACAUGCAGUAUAUUGAGACUAAUGUUGUCUCUACAUUGGAGAAAUGGUCGCAAAUGGGUCGCAUUGAGUUCCUGACUGAACUUCGGAGGUUGACUUUUAAGAUAAUCAUGUAUAUUUUUCUAAGCUCGGAGAGCGAAGAAGUAAGGGAGGCGUUGGAGAAAGAGUACACGGUGCUUAAUUAUGGCGUUAGAGCCCUGGCCAUCAAUUUUCCCGGCUUUGUGUACUAUAAAGCCCUUAAGGCACGAAAGAAUCUUGUGACUGUUUUGGGAAAAAUAGUGCACAACCGUAGGAUGAAACGUGAGGAGGCUCAAGGGAUGACUAAAAAGGACAUGCUCGACGCUCUCUUGGACACUAAAGAUGAGAAUGGAAAAAAACUAGAUGAUGAGGAAAUCAUUGAUACAUUGGUCAUGUACCUAAAUGCCGGUCAUGAAUCUUCGGGGCACAUCACUAUGUGGACAACCGUCCAUCUCCAAGAACACCCCGAGUUCUUCCAAAAAGCCAAGGAAGAACAAGAGAGGAUUGUGAAGAAUAUGCCCCCGGGGCAAAAGGGUUUGACCCUAAAAGAGUAUCGUCAGAUGGAGUAUCUCUCAAAGGUGAUUGAUGAAACACUUCGUUUGUUGACGUUUUCAGUCAUGACGUUCCGUGAAGCGAAAAAAGACUUUGAGAUGAAAGGUUACACCAUUCCUAAAGGAUGGAAAGCAGUGUUGUGGUUUAGGAGUGUUCACCACAACCCUGAAAUUUAUCCUGAUCCCAAAGCAUUUAAUCCUUCAAGAUGGGAUGAUGUUGUACCAAAAGCGGGAACUUUCCUUCCAUUUGGAGCAGGAAGCAGACUUUGCCCUGGAAAUGACCUUGCCAAGCUUGAGAUUGCCAUCUUCCUCCACCAUUUUCUGCUCAAUUAUAAGCUUGAGAGGGAGAAUCCAGAAUGCCCAUUGAUGUAUUUGCCUCAUACAAGGCCCACGGACAAUUGUGUGGGAAGGAUUAUUAAGGUUUCUAAAUGAAGGAGUUUAAGGAAGAAGGGUAGAUUUGGAAAUUAGAUAAGGUUUAAAUAAGUCAAAUCAUGUUGUUGGUUGUGGACAAUAUUACCCUUUCAAUUGGAAGUAUUCUAAUUAUUUUGGUUGUG